Linum trigynum is the source of this 297-nucleotide messenger RNA. NCBI's taxonomy places the organism in Eukaryota, Viridiplantae, Streptophyta, Magnoliopsida, Malpighiales, Linaceae. The record is from the annotation of a GenBank genome assembly.
AUGGCGAAGAACAGGAACAAGAAGAAGAAGGCUGGCGCUGAUUCCAUGGACACAACGGAACUUACUAUCUCGGAUUCCGCUCAAGCGAUGGACACGUCGGAGCCUGGAGUUUCCAGACCCGCCUCCGGUGGUCUCAAUAGAAUGCAGAAGGGAAGACCGAUGAAGAGAUCGAAGAACGUUCGCAAGAAGAAAGCCCUGGAAAAGGCCAUCUCCAAGACGGAGCAGUCCUUUGAGAAAGUUGUCAAGUUCGAGAACAAGAAGCAAAGAACUCAAUCUGCCAAACAGCUCUAUGACUAA